AUGCUGGAGGAAGAGUAUGAUAGGGUUGUGCAGCUUUUUUUGGAAUGGUUUGGAAUGACUUAUUUGGAGAAUGAAGAAUUCAAAAAGUCAAAUAAGGAUUUAGAGAUGCUACAACAAAUUGUUAUUCCAACAAUAUAUAAGACGUUUAAAAAAAUAACAACAACUUACAGUGAGCUUAUAGAAUUAUGCAUGAACUCAGAGAAGAGCAAAAAGAUUUUUCAAAAGAGAGAAGAAAUAGGCAAACUUUAUAGACAAUAUUUCAGAUUUUUAGUAUUUUUAACUAGGCUUUUUCUACUUUUAAUUCAGGAAAUUGGUGGUGGAACAGCCAAAGAAAAUGAAUAUGGAGGAGAGUAUUCUAUCACAAGUUUUCCAGUUAAAGUUAUUCACGAGCUUUUAGGAUCACCUGGGACAAAAGAGUGCAUCAUAUUUUUAAUGGACUUGGCUUUGUUACAAGGUAAUAAGUUGUUAUCUGAUCAAUUAUUUGAUUACUUGGUGGGGUUUCCAAAUAGCAUUCAAAAAGAGUGUUAUUUAGUAAGAAAGAAACUAACAGAAUCUGCUAACCACUCAUUUAAUCAUCAGUUAUUGUCAAUAACUAAUAACUUCGAUUGCUCUAAUUACUUUACGGGAUUAUCUGAGAAGGAAGAAUCUAUCGUAGUUAUACUUUUUAAAAUCAAAAACUUGAUGAGGAAUCUUUGGAAGGUUGAUAAAAGCUAUAUAGAUUUAAUGGUUUGGUGGCAAAAAAACUACAUGGAAAUGGUCAAUUCUAUUAAGGGCCUAGAACUUUCCGAACUAUAUGAUCAGUUGGAAAAUACCAGAAUUGAAGACCUUCCUAUUUCAAUAUUCUUUGAGUCCAAUGAAUAUUGGGAACUAUCAACUCUUUGCGGAAUGACAGGGUACGUUUUGUAUAUAACAUAUCAGUUCAUAUUAGAUGGAAACGAACAAGUUGAGGAAGCAGUAACAUCAUUUCAUUUUGAGAAUCAAGGUUAUUCUGUUUCUGAACUCGUCAAAGAAGCUAUCAAAUUCUCAAUCUUAUCUAUUCUACUUGAUCCUGCUAAUUACAAAGCUGCCUGGCUCCUUAGUCUAUUGCAUUUAUAUCCAACAGAACAGUUCUCUUUAAUAUAUUCCUUAAAGUUUACCAGACUAACAUUAAACUUGAACUCUUCUUUUGAUGAUUCUUGGGUUCUGUAUUCCCUGCUGUGGACUAGUGCUAUAAGACACGAUGCCUGCCAUUCAAAACCUUCAAUUAGUAAUUCCGAAUUAUCCAGCCCUGAAGGAACUGAGAAUGAAGAUUUUGUCUGUGAUCAACUAAAAAAAAUAUCUCCCAUUUCAAUCACCACCAAAAUAAUGUCACUUGCAUCUAAAAACGACAACCUUAAAAUCCCACUCAAAUUUAUUUACCUUGGAUACAACAUUUUUCAGAUACUCAGGGACAGAGAAAGUAAUGAUGAUCUAUGCUAUGGAGUUAUUUCAGAUAUUCUUGAAUUAAACCAGUGGAUUUCAAAGCGUCAGAAGAUUCAAAGAGAAAAAGAAGCGGAGUUAGAAAGGUCACCAAGCAUGUCUAGUGUUAGUGUAUCCCCAUCAAAUAAAAGCAAAAAGAGUAAAGAUGCUAAGCAAAUUUAUUUAGACCAGGUUGGGAGAUCUGCUCCAGAAUUAGACUCAGACUUUUCACCUCUAAUAAACCACCCUCUUUUGUUUAAGCUUCAGUUACUUAUUUGGAGCUUGAAGUUAAAGCAAUUCCUAAAAAAUGAUGGAGUCCACAUUUGUAAUGAGUUUAUAAUCAAACAACUCAAUGAAUUCCUUCAGCUUCAAAAGGAGAUAUUAGACAAAGAUAUAGAUAUACUUGAUGAACUCCACAUACAUACACAUGUUAGAUCCUAUAUAAAAAUGCAAAUAGAUCGAUUUUCUUUAUUAUUAAAUAAUUACAAAUCACGAGAGUCUAGCCUUUCCGAAAGUUCAUACUAUUCUAAUUGGCAAGAAUAUGAAAGAUAUUUGGAAAAUCUACUGUUUUCUCAAACACAGUCUAAGUCUUUAUUUGAAACUGAUCUGAUCGACUGGAGAAUGUUACUUUCUCCCAUACAAAACUUAUAUUAA
Messenger RNA from Cryptosporidium ubiquitum, 2091 nucleotides. RefSeq lists its product as uncharacterized. The record is from RefSeq and is a predicted model, not a curated record. The transcript has a single exon. Bases 1 to 2091 code for a protein of 696 amino acids. NCBI's taxonomy places the organism in Eukaryota, Apicomplexa, Conoidasida, Eucoccidiorida, Cryptosporidiidae.